UCUCUCAGAUGGCAUGAAGGGUGCUGGAGAUAUAUAAACAUGGCCCGAGAGCCUAAAUUGAGCCAUACCAGGCCUGGUCAGAAGAGGCAGCACACCGGGAGUCUGUAUCCGAACAACUGUGAUCUGGAUUAUGAGCUUUAUAAAGACGAUUUGCCAUACAGGAUCUACGAAUAUCAGAAGAUCCCUCCUCUUAUUGGACACAUUCCUAUCAAGACUAGAAGAAGCCACCUAGGCACUGAAAGUAAAACCAGCCUGAGCCCACACACAGACUUAAGAAACAACAGCAAUUCCACAAUAGGACGUACAAAAUUGCGAGCAGAAGAACUGCACUCCAUCAAAGGGGAAUUAAGCCAGAUCAAAACCCAGGUGGACAACUUGCUGGAAAGCCUCAAUCGGAUGGAUCAGCAGCGGGAACACCCCACAGGCACCAAGGACAGCAAGAGAAAACUCUUCGCCAGCGUGGAUGCUUCCUAUCCAGCAGCGGAACCAAUCCGGAUGAAGGACAGCGCCGAACAAGAGGGUCACAGCCCUCAGCAGGAUGUUGACAGCGCGGAGGAGAGCACGGACACCGAAGAAGCCGCGGCGGUGAGAAAUCACACGCCAGAUUCCGAAGGAAGCAAGUAG
Messenger RNA from Protobothrops mucrosquamatus (brown spotted pit viper), 624 nucleotides. Its product is annotated as RNA-binding Raly-like protein. The record is from RefSeq and is a predicted model, not a curated record. Gene Ontology annotation, cellular component: nucleus. Gene Ontology annotation, molecular function: RNA binding. Lineage: Eukaryota; Metazoa; Chordata; Lepidosauria; Squamata; Viperidae. The annotation marks the transcript as partial. The transcript has 7 exons.